UGCCUCCCUCUCCUGUUCUGCCGCGGGCCCACGAUGCCGCAGUACCAGACCUGGGAGGAGUUCAGUCGCGCAGCGGAGAAGCUCUACCUCGCAGACCCUAUGAAGGCACGUGUGGUUCUCAAAUAUAGGCAUUCUGAUGGGAGUUUGUGUAUUAAAGUAACAGAUGAUUUAGUUUGUUUGGUGUAUAGAACAGACCAAGCUCAAGAUGUAAAGAAGAUUGAGAAAUUCCACAGUCAACUAAAGCGACUUAUAGUGGCCAAGGAAUCCCACAGUGUUGCCAUGGAAACGGACUGAAUGGUUUGAAAUGAAGACUGUUUGUCAUGUUCUUAGGAAGUAAAUAUCUUUUGAAUUUGAGAAAGUGUUGGGACAGAAAAUACUUUAUGUAACUAAGUGGGCUAUUCAGAAGCCAAGAGAUCAUUUUUUGUACUUUGUUUUUUAAUGUUUACUUUAGAGAGCUAGGACUGUAAAUGCUUUCAGUUAGAAAGCCUUUAUUUAUUUUUGGAAAUGGAACAAGGAAUGGCUCUAUCUUGGA
Messenger RNA from Balaenoptera musculus (blue whale), 532 nucleotides. Its product is annotated as signal recognition particle 9 kDa protein-like. Lineage: Eukaryota; Metazoa; Chordata; Mammalia; Artiodactyla; Balaenopteridae. Gene Ontology annotation, molecular function: 7S RNA binding. The record is from RefSeq and is a predicted model, not a curated record. Bases 34 to 294 code for a protein of 86 amino acids. Gene Ontology annotation, biological process: SRP-dependent cotranslational protein targeting to membrane; negative regulation of translational elongation. Gene Ontology annotation, cellular component: signal recognition particle, endoplasmic reticulum targeting. The transcript has a single exon.